This is a messenger RNA of Drosophila elegans, 1554 nucleotides long. It is a transcript of the gene BHD, whose product is annotated as folliculin. Gene Ontology annotation, cellular component: cytosol. Gene Ontology annotation, biological process: positive regulation of GTPase activity; negative regulation of transcription by RNA polymerase II; positive regulation of TORC1 signaling. NCBI's taxonomy places the organism in Eukaryota, Metazoa, Arthropoda, Insecta, Diptera, Drosophilidae. Gene Ontology annotation, molecular function: GTPase activator activity. Bases 90 to 1481 code for a protein of 463 amino acids. The transcript has 3 exons. The record is from RefSeq and is a predicted model, not a curated record.
GGUCACACUGCAGAUCUUAUGACAUGGGUAAACAGUAAAUAAACGAGCGAAUAAUUACCCCAGGAAAUCUUAGAAACUAGCUCACUGCUAUGAACGCCGUGAUUGCACUGUGCCACUUUUGCGAGGCACAUGGUCCCUGCGCCAUCUUCUGCACCCAAACCCUGAGGGACACCAAGCUGGAGGAUUUGCCCCUGGAUCAGCAGCAGCAGCAGACCCAGAAAUCCUGCUCCGCCUGCAACUACUCGAUGGGCAGGAACAACAGUGCCAUCUACAGCAGGGACACGGAGAGCGGGGCCACAUUUGUGAGCACCAAGGUUGCGGUGCUGCCGGAAGUGGCCAGUCUGGUCAAGCAGGCGGCGGUCCUCAGUUUGAGCAAUGGGACCGAUCCAAGCAAGGAUGGCGAGUUUGUGUUUUUCGGGGAUUCGGCCAGGGGCCACAUUCUGAGCCACACCUUCCGUGUGAGCGACCUGCAGGCCCGCGGCUACUCACAGCUGUUCUCCAUUAUAGUCCUCAUGAAGGACAAGUACUUCCUGCUGAAUAUCAAGCCCUUUUUGGCCGAGCACCUGAAAAAGGUUUCGUCGGAGCUGCAGAUGGCUGCCCGGAAGACCAAGGAGGCGGAGGAGUUGACCUACUCCGAGAGGCAGAGGCGUCUGUCCGGCGCCCAGUUCCUGAUGCACAACUCGCGCUCGUUGCUGGAACUCACGGGCGAGGAGCACAUCUUCGCCCACCUGCACUCGCACUUCUCCUGGCUUCUGCUGGCCGGAUCCCGCUUCCUCACCGAGCACGUGACCUUUGGCAACCUGCCCUGGCUGCCCCCGCAAAGUAGUGGCCGUCCCCCCGCCCAGCGACUCACCUACAACAGCUCCACCCUGCCAAUGAUCGAGAGCAUAGACGACCCCGAUCUGGAGGAGUUCUUCUCGCUGCGACAUCUAAAGAGUGUGGUGCGCAAGGAAGAGUUCGCCACGGUGUGCUAUUGUGCUCUGACUGGGGUCAAGAUCGUGGUCCGAGGGGAUCCCAGGAAGACCUUCCGCUUCAUGGUCUGCCUGAAGAAACUGCUGCCCGAGCCCAUGCACAAUCUGAUGCGAAUCGAUGCCCAGCACCAGCACUCCAUCAGCUCCGAGUACAAGAUCAUAUCCGUGUCCAAUGACAUAGCCGUUCCCAUGGCCAGUGGCUCAGUGUUUCGAAUCGAUUUCCUGGACAAGCACGUCAAUGGGCACGAGGUUUCGGUCAAAUGGCCUGGAGAACUGCCCAGAAAAUUGCCAGAUCUUAUGGUGAAACUUCUAAAGGCGGUGGAGGAAAAGAAUUUCACAGAACUGGUGCUGAACAAGCAGACAAAGGUGCUCAUCGAGGAGUGGAAAAACAAAGUGACCUGCCUCAACCACGCCAAAUCCACCAGCGUGCAGGGCAAACUGAAGAAGGUGCUGGGCGUACAGCCGCAGGAUCAGCCGAUAAUCAAUUACUGGAGCACGCACCUCCACUAGGAUCCGCUUAGAUGCUACAUAGAUUUAGGACCACUCGUUUUCACCUUUUGGAAUAAAAACCUCUUUAUUGCCG